Messenger RNA from Colossoma macropomum (tambaqui), 6250 nucleotides. RefSeq names its product ATPase copper transporting alpha (gene atp7a). NCBI's taxonomy places the organism in Eukaryota, Metazoa, Chordata, Actinopteri, Characiformes, Serrasalmidae. The transcript has 23 exons. Gene Ontology annotation, biological process: monoatomic cation transport. The record is from RefSeq and is a predicted model, not a curated record. Bases 402 to 4898 code for a protein of 1498 amino acids. Gene Ontology annotation, molecular function: ATP binding; ATPase-coupled monoatomic cation transmembrane transporter activity; ATP hydrolysis activity. Gene Ontology annotation, cellular component: membrane.
GUCUGCAGCGCAGUGCUGACCCUAAAGAGUGCGGUCAGCUCGGAGGCGGUCUCGUCUCGUAGCACGGCUGCUAAUCAGUGCUGAAAUGAGCAAUCUGGGAAAGUGACAGCUACACCGAAAAGACGGGCUUUUUGUCCGAAUACAGGUCAUGUUUUAUUCGAUGCCGUCGUGGUUUACGUGUCCAGUCCUCGGUGGGGGGGAGGAGGGCGGAGCUCCGAGUGCUGUGAGUCUGGAGAGCUGCUAGCCGAAGCUAACUGACCGUGUUUUAUCCCUGCGCCGCCUCGCUAGCAGAGCGAGAGUGAGAGUGUGACUCUGUAGCCCUCAGGAGGAAAUAAACCAGCCAGCAGCGGCGGUGCUUCAACUGUGGACGCUCAGACUGUGUCUCACAGAGAGAGUAAAUCAUGACUCAGAGGGACGGCCUGCGCUCUGUGGUCCUGCCGGUGGAGGGGAUGACAUGCGGCUCCUGCGUCCAGACCAUAGAGCAGCAGGUUGGGGGGCUGCCGGGUGUUCUCCAUAUAGAGGUUUCCUUGGAAAAGAAGAAUGCCACAGUGAUAUUUGACCAAGCCCAUCAGAGCCCAGAAUCUUUAGCAGAUGCCAUUGAAGACAUGGGCUUUGAGUCUAUCGCAACAAAUGCUUCUCCAGCCACGCCAGUUCCAACAGAAACCCGAGUGUAUCCCACAGUCGGUUGUAGCCCAGACAGCAAGCGGAAGGCUGUCGCCCAGCUGGCCAAGCUCAAGGGUGUGCUGGAGACCCAAGACAGUGUUGAGGGCAACGGCCUGGCUGUGAAGUUUGUCCCAGCGCUGGUGAGUCCGGAGCAGGUCCGGGAGGCUUUGAGCUCCCUCAAGUUGGAGCCUGCGAGUACCGCAGAGCGGGCGGUGAGCCGUGGCUCCGGCAGUGUGGAGGUGGUGAAGAUGCGCAUUGAGGGAAUGGUCUGCCUGUCCUGCACCACAACCAUCGAGGGCAAGAUCGGGAAGUUAAAGGGAGUGAAGAAGAUUAAAGUUGGUCUUGAGUCUCAGGAAGCCACGGUGCUGUACCUGCCUUACCUCAUCUCAGUAGAGGAGAUUGUGAACCAGAUCGGCGUGGCAGGCUUCAAGGCCUUUGUGAAAUCCAAGCCCCGUCAGUUGCAGCUGUCCACUGUGGAGCGCCUGCUAAACGCCUCUCAUCAGACUAGUCCCAGUUCACCUGAGGAGAGGGCCACUGAACAGCCCACAGACACCACCACCACCACCACUACCACCUCAAUGGACAUUACAGGAAUGCACUGCAACUCAUGUGUGGUGAAUAUCCAGGACAAUAUAGGAAAGCUGCCAGGGGUCAGCUCAGUGCGGGUCUCUUUGGAAAAAGGACAGGCUGUAGUCCAGCACAACCCAAAUUUGGUUACAGUGACGCAGCUGCAGAAGGCCAUUGAGGCCUUGCCUCCAGGGAAAUUUAAAGCCCAGUUAACCUCCCAAGAUGCUGUUUUUUCCGCUUCUCCCUCAGAACCCUCUGUAGUCUCGUCCCCAGAGCCUAACUUUCUGCAGCCACUGGCGUCCGUAGUGCAGAUCCACAUAGAGGGCAUGACUUGUGACUCCUGUGUUCAAACCGUUGAGGGCACCAUGUCUGAGAAAAAAGGCGUGAGAUCUGUGCAGGUGUCCCUGGCUAACCACCAGGGUACUUUCGAGUAUGACCCGCUGAUGACCACACCGGAAGAACUGCGAGGAGCCAUUGAGGAAAUGGGUUUUGAUGCUUCUCUCCCUGAGACAAAUUCGCUGGUUCCUCUGUCUAUUUGGAGCCCACCCUUUCCCCCUGUACUAUCCACCAUUAAGGAGAAGGAAGUGGAGAGUGACUCUGAGUCAGCGACAAAGUCGCGUGUUUCAUCCAAAUGCUUCAUCCAGAUCGGGGGCAUGACCUGCGCCUCUUGUGUGGCCAACAUCGAGAGGAACCUUAAAAAUGAGCCUGGCAUCCACUCGGUGUUGGUGGCGCUCAUGGCCGGUAAAGCAGAGGUGCGCUACAAGCCUUCCGUCAUCGACCCUCAGAGGAUUGCAGAGUGCAUCAAAGAGCUGGGCUUUUCUUCCUCAGUUAUGGAGGAUUACGAUGGCUCUGAUGGCUCUCUGGAGCUUGUGGUCAGAGGGAUGACCUGUGCCUCCUGCGUCCACAAAAUAGAGUCUAACCUGAUGAAACAGAAGGGCAUCGACUAUGUGUCUGUGGCCCUGGCAACGAAUAAAGCCCAUGUUAAAUAUGACCCGGAGGUGAUGGGCCCUCGGGUCAUAAUCGGAUUGAUAGAGGAUUUGGGUUUUGAAGCUUCAUUGGUGAAGAAAGAUCGCUCAGGAAGUCAUUUGGAUCACAGUAGAGAGAUACAGCAAUGGAAGAAGUCCUUCUUGAUUAGCCUGGUGUUCUGUGUUCCUGUUAUGGGCAUGAUGAUCUACAUGAUGGUGGUGGACCACACAAUUCAAGUGUCACACCAUCACAACUUCACAUCAGAGGACCGACAGCUCUACCACUCCCACAUGUUCCUGGAGAGACAGCUUCUACCCGGCCUGUCCAUCAUGAACCUGCUCUCCUUCCUCUUCUGUGUGCCUGUGCAGUUUAUUGGAGGCCGUUACUUCUACACCCAGGCAUACAAAGCUUUAAAGCACUGGACCGCCAACAUGGACGUUUUGAUAGUCCUGGCCACUUCCAUAGCAUUCGCCUACUCUGUGGUCAUUCUGAUGGUUGCCAUGAUAGAGAAAGCAAAGCUUAACCCCAUCACCUUCUUUGAUACACCACCGAUGCUCUUUGUGUUCAUCUCACUAGGCAGGUGGCUGGAGCAAAUAGCCAAGAGUAAGACAUCAGAGGCUUUGUCCAAGCUGAUGUCCUUACAGGCGACUGAGGCCACUGUGGUCACUCUGGAUAAAGAUACAAUGACAGUGUUGAGUGAGGAACAGAUGGAUGUGGAGCUGGUGCAGAGGGGUGAUACAGUGAAAGUGGUUCCUGGAGGAAAGUUCCCGGUAGACGGCAGAGUGAUUGAAGGGCAUUCAAUGGCAGACGAAUCGCUCAUCACCGGUGAAGCCAUGCCUGUGACGAAGAAGCCUGGCAGUACAGUGAUUGCUGGGUCCAUCAAUCAGAAUGGCGCUCUGCUGAUCCAAGCCACACAUGUGGGCACAGACACCACCCUCUCACAGAUUGUCAAACUGGUGGAGGAGGCACAGACCUCCAAGGCUCCUAUACAGCAGUUUGCGGACAAGAUCAGUGGCUACUUUGUCCCCUUCAUUGUAGCGGUCUCUGUCCUCACCCUCCUCUCCUGGAUUGUGAUUGGAUUUGUUAACUUCUCUCUGGUGGAAACAUACUUCCCUGGUUAUGAUAAGAGUGUAUCUAAGGCAGAGGCAAUCAUUCGUUUAGCCUUCCAGGCCUCCAUUACUGUGCUGUGCAUCGCCUGCCCCUGCUCUUUGGGCCUGGCGACUCCCACAGCAGUGAUGGUGGGUACAGGAGUCGGGGCUCAGAACGGGAUCCUCAUCAAAGGGGGUGAGCCUCUAGAAAUGGCUCAUAGGAUUCAGUCUGUGGUGUUUGAUAAAACUGGCACCAUCACAUAUGGAGCCCCCGAGGUGGUGCAGGUGAAGAUGGUGGUGGAGGGCAACCGAAUGCCUCACUCCAAACUGCUGGCCAUUGUGGGCACGGCAGAGAACAACAGUGAGCAUCCGCUAGGGGCAGCAAUCACCCGCUACUGUAAACAGGAGCUGGACACAGAGUCGCUGGGCACCUGCACUGAUUUCCAGACAGUCCCCGGCUGUGGGAUCAGGUGUCAGGUGAGCAACACAGAAAACCUGCUGAAGAGAGAAGACAGCGAUAGUGAGGAGAACCAGCGCAAUGGCAUCUUGGUGCAGAUCAGUGAUACCAGAGCCAUUUCGAACACACAUCCCCUCAUCAUGGAUCCAGAGCCACUUGCUCUGGUACAGACGGCGUCGUACGCAGUCCUGAUCGGUAACAGGGAGUGGAUGAGGCGCAAUGCUCUGCACAUUCGGCCUGACGUGGAUGACGCCAUGACAGAGCACGAGAAAAGGGGCUGCACAGCAGUACUAGUGGCUGUGGAUGGUGUGCUGUGUGCCAUGGUUGCCAUAGCAGACAAGGUGAAGCCAGAAGCAGAGCUGGCUGUCCACACUCUUACCUCUAUGGGUCUGGAGGUGGUGCUGAUGACCGGUGACAACAGCAAGACAGCACGAGCCAUCGCUGCUCAGGUUGGAAUCAAGAAGGUGUUUGCAGAGGUGCUGCCCUCUCACAAGGUGGCGAAGGUAGAACAGCUGCAGCUGGAAGGGAAGCGCGUAGCCAUGGUGGGAGAUGGAGUGAAUGACUCACCUGCGCUGGCCAUGGCAGAUGUGGGCAUUGCCAUUGGCACAGGCACCGACGUGGCCAUUGAAGCAGCGGAUGUGGUGCUCAUCAAGAAUGAUCUCCUUGAUGUUGUUGCAAGCAUUGAUCUGUCAAAGAAGACAGUCAAAAGGAUCCGUAUUAACUUUGUAUUUGCACUAAUCUACAAUCUUGUGGGAAUUCCUAUUGCAGCCGGUAUUUUUAUGCCUAUAGGCCUGGUGUUGCAGCCCUGGAUGGGCUCUGCUGCUAUGGCAGCCUCUUCAGUCUCUGUGGUCCUCUCCUCCCUUCUGCUCAAGUGUUACAAUAAACCCAGUGCAGAGAAGCUGGAGAAACAGCUGUCCAAGCAGGGCAGGCAGACCGGGGAGGGCAGUCUGUCAGACAUCAGCGUUCACAUAGGCAUUGGGGAUCUGCGGCGCCCAUCGCCCAAACUGAGCCUGCUGGACCGGUUGGUCAACUACAGCCGAGCCUCUAUUAACUCCUUACGAUCAGACAAGCACUCCCUCAACAGCAUGGCACUGAGCGAGCCUGAUAAACAUUCGUUGCUCAUAGCUGGAGCCCACUGUGAGGAGGAGAUGGUCUGAGGGGUGCGGGGCUUUGGGCAGCAAUGCUCCAAUGACGCAUCACCAGGAGCUACGUGGCUUCUUUCCACACCUCAGUGCCUGCGGGGGAGGGACUAAAGCUCAGUCCCCAGAGUGAUCUCAUCCACAAUCAACACCACCAGUGCAUCAGUCCCGUGUGGUUGGGUUUGAGCAGCUGCGAGUGCUUUCUCAGUGCACGUUUUAUUCCUUUGCAUUGCUCAAGCAUUAGUUUUUGUGUCUCUAUGGCACCCUGCCUGUAUUUGGGGUGAGCUUGGAGCCAAAAAGCACUGGAGGGAAAAAGUGGGAACACAUGCACAUGUGUAAUAUGGCUGUUUUAUACUGACAAUCUGUACAACGACCAAAAGAAUUCUGGACAUGCCACAUGCUAACAUGGAAAUAUUUUGAAGACUUUUAUUUCUGUGACAAAGUAGUUUGGUGCAUUAUUAUUAUGUUUUAGGAUUGUCACUGAAAUAAUAUUUAUAAUAUCCUUUAUUUAUACUUGUGAGUAAUCAAACAAAGGAAGUUAGAGAUAUAGAGAGAUAUAAUUUUGUUAUUUAUCCAAAUAUUUUCCACUGUCACCACUUUUGUCCCCGUACUUGAAUGGGAGUGAUGUGGAGCAGAGAAUGGCUUAGAGCCCCAAUGAGGAAUUACUACAGCUGAUACAUCUAUGAAAUCACAGUAGUUGGACUUGCCAUUUUCAGUGUUCAUAAACGCAGUAGUAGUUCUUUCAUUGGCCUGGUGCUGUCUUUUGCCCAUUCAUGACUGGGGCGUAUAUCUAUCUAGACAAAAAAAAAACAUUCCAAAGAAACAUUUUAGAAGCAAAAGGUGUUGAGAACAUAGCCAGAGUUAUUUGUUAACAUGAUAGAUAAUUAACCUGGAAAGAAAGGCUUGAAUACUGCAAUCUUUCUCAGUCGUUUCUCAGAUUCAGUGAGCAUUCGUGCAUGUGGGCUUCGCUAAUGAGCCGACUGGUACAUUAAGUCCUUGCUGAACCCAGUCAGGAGAUCCUCUCCAAAGAGAAAAGACUUAAAAAGCAGAUAUAUAAUACUUUUUUUGUUCAGCUAUGACUUGCUGUCCAACCAUAACAGAUAAAACUUGUAGCAUGAAUGCCAAUCUCAGGUGCUUCAGCCACUGUUUUGAUUUCUUCCAAAUUGACUCAACUCUGUUGUGCUAUAGAACACACUAAACAAUGAGUGCGUUUACAUGCACUUUAGUAAACUCUGGGUCUACAUGAGUCAGACAGUAAUCGGAUUUCUGCUUUACAACCAGCCAAUAAACUCACGGAAGAAGACGUGACAUGAGCGUAAUGUAAAACAUCAUGCCGCAGCUUUUUUUUAAACAUUGCGAAAAUAUGAACA